AGACCGGUGUAGCCGGCAAGAAUGGCGACCCUGGGACCCGUGGCAAUGAUGCCGGCAGCUUCAAAAUCUAUGUAGAGGAGCUGGAAAACUCAACCAUCGCCGCCGAGGGAGUGACCAACAAGGUGUUGUUUGCUAUCAGCCUUAACGGAGGCAAGGGAGCACGCGGCCAAGACGGCCAAGACGGUGGCAACGGGGGCCCUGGUAUUGACUGGACAGUAUCAGAGACCUGCAUGCUCAUGGUAGAGGAUUUCAAGGAUCCUGAGAUCCUCCUCGGCUUCCUCGGCGGUCUCGGAGGUGCGGCCGGCCGUGGAGGUCCCGGCGGUCGGGGAGGAGCCGCAGGGACAGUGUCCAUCUUCGGGCCCGAGUCUGUGGCUCAGAAACUCCAAGCCAUCUUCACGGUAGAGAAUGAGAACGGCUCUAGCGGUGCCAAUGGCAACCCCGGGCGGCCUGGCAAGCAAGGCCCUUACAGCCGAUCCAGAUUAUACCAGCCCAAGUAUCGUAGUGGCGAGUGGGACGUCAUGAAGUCCAUAAUCCAGCCAAACUCGCCUUAUCGCAAGGUCUGGGAUGUUAUCACUGCAACCGUCACGGGAUUGCAGCAUGUGUGACCAGUACCUCGGCAGGAUCAAAGGCGUCGUGGGUAUGAGAGCCAAGUUCAAGGCGUUUAUACGCGCUGUCCAGGCCAAGCACACGCUCAUCUCGGAGUACAACAGGGUCUUUACCCG
This is a messenger RNA of Trichoderma harzianum CBS 226.95, 722 nucleotides long. RefSeq lists its product as hypothetical. The coding region runs from base 231 to 605 and encodes 124 amino acids. The transcript has a single exon. The record is from RefSeq and is a predicted model, not a curated record. Lineage: Eukaryota; Fungi; Ascomycota; Sordariomycetes; Hypocreales; Hypocreaceae.